Pseudoliparis swirei is the source of this 5649-nucleotide messenger RNA. RefSeq names its product PHD finger protein 3 (gene phf3). Gene Ontology annotation, biological process: DNA-templated transcription. The coding region runs from base 133 to 5097 and encodes 1654 amino acids. The transcript is spliced from 16 exons. Gene Ontology annotation, cellular component: nucleus. The record is from RefSeq and is a predicted model, not a curated record. NCBI's taxonomy places the organism in Eukaryota, Metazoa, Chordata, Actinopteri, Perciformes, Liparidae.
CAGGGGGCUUUGCAGCAGCAGGACGAAUGACGGCCGAGUUAGAGGAAGUUACUGGGAGUAGCUGUGCUACUAUGUGAUCUUAAACGCGCUGGGUCCAACAUUGCAGCAGUGGAGAGGAAGGCAGCAGCAUUCAUGGAUACUGUGGACAGUAACCAUUUAAUACCCAGUGACCAGUUGGACGACUCCCUUGCAACAGCUCAACAUUUGGAAUGUGAAGCCAGUAAUGCGUUUGGGACCGGACUCGGACUGGACGAGUCACUGAAGAACAUGCUCAGUGACAAAGACCCCAUGUUUGGAUUUGCAAGCUCUCAGUUCAAUAUGCUGGACAAUGAGGACGCCACUUUUCAGAUUGCUGGCUCAACAGGUCCUGCUGAUGGUUCAGCCUCCACAGGCAUCAGCAGCGAACUGAAAGUUGCAGAGAUUACACGAGCCAAGCAACCUGUUGCCAUGCGGAAGAAACGUCCAAGUCAUAUCGAAGACGAAUGUAGCAGUGGUCCUCAACCUGACGACACAUCCACCGAAACCAUGAUCCCAGUACGAGCUGGAAAGAAGCCAGCGAACAGGCUACAGAAGACAUUUCCUAUUGAGACAGGAGUUAAAGGCUCCCAAAUGAAGAGAGACUUAACUCUGGGAGGGCGUGUUGACGUCAACAAUUUUGUUGGUGGAUUAUGGCUGAAUCCUUCUGUUGAAUUGAGACGAUUGACGGUCACAAUCGCAGGAUUCAGGAUUGAACUGCUCCCAGGACCCUCUUACACACAUUUUGAAGCGAGCCAGUCUGCGUGCCUCGACGGAGAUUGUUCGUAUGCCGUGCUGCCAGAUAUUGCUGUCGAUGUACAGAACCCCACACCUGAGAAUGGGGCGGAGGUCAUUGAGAAGAGCUCUGCUGAUGAUGCAGCCCUCGGGCCGUAUGUGAAUCCUAACGACGUGCAGACCACCAACGGGACUUUAAUGGGGAGUACCGACACGCAAGAGACACAUCUUGACAAUCAGAGUGUUCCUGCACAACAAAAGUCAGUCAGUGAAGGAAAAUAUGUGAAUAUCAAAGAGUCACAAAACAUUGAGAAUAACAGAACCACUGUUGGUAAUGAUGGUGAUGAGGAAAAACAAGAGAUUGUGGCCCAAACGCUGUUGAAGUCAAAACAAGGACUGACCUCGACCAAGGACAAGGACUUGGUUUCAGAUAAACCAAACGACACGAUUAAGGAACAUAAAAUGUCCCAAAACAUGCCAUCCAAAAUCCAAAGAGGAGACCUGCACAAAAUAAAAUCUCCAAAGGAAAAGAAAGACAUUUCAACGUUGAAAAGGCCAGCGGAAAACCCCCAAAGUGAGCAUGGCACUAAAAUGCAGAAGUCACAGGACACGGGGGAAAGUAAAGUGAAGCCCAAAUUGCCAAGUACACCGAGCUCGGUUGCGAAGAAGAGCCCUUCAUCUGGCAACCGCGUUGAUCAGCAGGGACCGACUAAACAUACUCACUCUCCCAAUAUCUCCAAAGGUGAGGCCGCUAGCCCGAUACACGCUCGUCCAGGCCCUUCUUUAAAAAUGCCAGAGGAGGAUCAGGAGAAGCCCAAACUGAAAAAGCCAGAAAAGAUCCUUCAAAGACAGAAAAGUAAACCGGCGAGAAGCAUCUCCGUGGACGAGCCACAGCUGUUCAUUCCAGACAAUGCUCCCGUUGUGAAGAAGGAAACCGCCGAGGAGCAACCUGCUAACAGCGAGUCUGUGUGGGACGGGAACAACUGCUGUGGCCUUUGUAAAAAACACCACAACAACAUGUUCAUGGUUGGUUGCGGCCGCUGUGACGACUGGUUCCAUGGCGACUGCGUUGGGCUUGACCUGACGAAAGUACGUGAAAUGGAGGAGGAGGAUCAGAUGUACGUGUGCUUGAAGUGCUGCGAGGAGGAAAGCCAAAAGGUGGAGCCAGAGACCCCAGCAGCCGCCAAGCCAGAAGUUCAAGCCAAGACAGAGGUACAGGAUCUUAAGCUGCCGCCCCAACCGGGACCCUCCGCCUCAGGGGGAGUCAGACCAGAUGCUGAUAGAAGGCAGUCCACAGAUGUCAGAGAAGCAGCUCAUAAAACAGGUGUUCAUCUGAAACUAGAUACGAAAAGUAAGGCUUCAGCUUCAAAGAAACCCGUGUCCGUGGAGGCAAUUAGGCGAAGUGUGCGUGAUUCCCUGGGAGAAAUACUUCUACAGAGGUUGAAGGAGUCUGACUUGAACGUGUCCGCAGAGAGGGCCUCUGACGUGGCCAAGAAGAUGGAGAGAGAGCUUUUUUACUUGUAUAAAGACACGGACAACAAAUACAAGAACAAGUACAGAAGCUUGAUGUUUAACCUCAAAGAUACUAAAAAUAAUGUCCUCUUUAAGAGGGUUCUCAAAGGAGAAAUCUCUCCUGGUAACCUCAUUCGAAUGAGCCCCGAGGAGCUGGCCUCGAAAGAAUUGGCUGCUUGGCGACAAAGGGAGAACAGACAUACCAUUGAGAUGAUUGAAAAAGAGCAAAGAGAGGCCAAGAGACGGCCGAUCACUAAGAUCACACACAAAGGGGAAAUUGAAAUUGAGAGCCAAGAACCAGUGAAAGAGCCUGACGCUGAAGAGCAGCUUGAGCCUCCUCUAAAAGUGACAGAAGACUCAGUGGAACCUCCAAAUACCCCCGAGAUGAAAGCGAGUGGCGACGCGGGGAAAGACACCACCGGUCAGCACAAGUCCCACUUAUUUGACCUGAACUGCAAAAUCUGCACAGGUCGUAUGGCGCCCCCUGUGGACGAGGCACCAACCAAAGUGGUCAAAGUUGCAACUACAGUGGUCAGGACGCAAUCCGCCAAAGCACAAGAGAAGAUGAGCACAGCCAGGCCGGCAAUGGAGGACGAUCUGCACCUCACCGUUUUAGAGGAGAGCUUCCGAAGCGCUCAGUCCGGCUACGAAGGAAGGUCGGAUCUUAAAGCUGGAAGAGAGGAAGAGGCCGCUUUCCUCACGAACCUGAGCUCCCUGUGGCGAGGAUUGAUUCACAUGACCUCUGUGGCCAAGUUUAUGACCAAAGCUUUCAUCGUCUCGGGCAUUUUGGAUAACUUGACCGAGGACCUUCCAGACAGCGUUCAAGUCGGCGGAAGGAUAAGUCCACAGACGGUGUGGGACUACUUGGAGAAGAUACGGGCAACUGGAACCAAAGAGGUGUGCCUAAUUCGCUUCUCCCCCGAGACGGAGGAAGAUGAGAUAUCCUAUACUCUUCUGUACGCCUACUUCAGCAGUCGUAGGCGUUUCGGGGUGGUGUCCAAUAACCUGAAACAAGUGAAGGACAUGUAUCUCAUUCCUUUGGGUGCGACUGAGAAGGUUCCACAUCAGCUCGUUCCAUUUGAUGGGCCAGGUUUAGAAAACAACCGCGCCAAUCUGCUUCUUGGACUCAUAAUUCGCCAGAGAUCGAAAAGGGAUUAUCUUCCCGUGGACAUGAACGAAACGGCCGGGAUUAUGCCCGAAAUCAUGCCCAUCGUCAUUUCCACAAAAGAAACCCGAGCUAAAGAGGAGGAGGAGAAAAAAUUCCUCUCCUCCUUGACUACUCCACACAAAAAAGAGAAAGAGAAACCCCUAAACACGACUGAAGAUAUUGAUAAGGCAGUCACAGAUUCUGUGGAAGAACCCGCUGCAUCGGAAGAGACCAACAGUCUGGAAUCCCAAAAACCGCUGCGCUUUCUUCCCGGUGUGUUAUUGGGCUGGGGUGGGGAAUUGCCCCCUCUGCCAGAUGUUGGAGGUAAACAUGCGACGAUGGCGGACGACACCCAGAAGUCCCAACCAGCUCCGAAAACCGAGGCAUCGGGUGAAACCUCUAAAAGUCCAGCGGCAGCUGUACCUCGAGAGCGCUUUGUCAUCAAGAGGAAAGAAGCUAAACCCGUUAAAGCUGAACCGGAAGUGUCCACUCCCACGUGUGCUGCCGACAACUCCUGGAGAAAGGUUGCUGCAGUGGUGACCCACGGUGCGCCCGUCUCUCUGAGAGAUAAGCCUCCAGAUGUUUCCACUGAAGUGUUCCUGGGACGACUGUCAGCAGCUCAAAUUGGGACCGAGCCGAGCGGCUCUGCUUCUGCAAACGCAGGCGACACCGGCCCGCUGUCUGGAACUGAAAAGGCGCCGUCUGAAGGGAGCGCUCCGUCGCAGGCAGCGCCAGCUCCAACUAGUAGCUCAAAACCUCCUUUAAGUGGAAUCUUGAAAAAGUCGUCGGCAUAUUCCAGUGUGAAUGUCGAUGAAACAACGGAGCUCCACAAGGGUAAAGCCAGCCAGCUCGCUCCUUCGAGUCCCAAACCGGGUCCAGUGCCGAGCAGCACGAGGAAUGAUCAGGUCACCCUGUUUCACCAGGGGUACUUACAGGUUUCUCAGGCCAAGAUCAAAGCGGAGAAAGAGAAGCCAACGACCGCUCAGUCAUCGGCGAGUGAGAAGGAGGAUCCUGGCACGUCGCCGGCCGGUGCGACAGUAACUCUGGCGGCGUGCGCUCCUCCGGUUCAAGGACCGCAAGCAGCGCGUUCCCCAGAAGCAUCGGAGCUCCCACACGACUCUGGGAUAACACCGGCGUUCCCAGCAUACGCCAGUGCUUCGUUAAUCCCGUCGCAGCCUCAGGUGCCCGCUAGCUACGAAUACCCAGCCGGCCCCCCUCCUCCCUUCUCCAGCCCGCCCACCCAGGAUCAGAACCACAGUGCGGCGUGGGCUGAGGACGGCGCCCCGCACUGUCUCCCCGGGCUUCAAUCGCCGUACGCCGAGAGCUACCCCGAACCAGCGGGCCGGCCCACUUCGCCGGCCAAAGAUUACAAGCGUCUCGAGGAGCAAUACUGUGACCCGUGGGAGAGGCCGCGGGCUACGGAGGACCGAGACCACCACGGGAGGCACGGCCACCACAGGGACGCCCAGCCGGGGAAAAAGAGCCGACACCACGACCGCGAGAAAAAGCACGAACGCAGCCACGACCGCGAGCGGAGUCGGCACCACGGACACUCGGACGACCGCUACGGCGAGAAGAGAAAAGAGAGGCACCACGGCGACGAGCACAGCAGCCGCCAUAAGGACCGGCACCGGCACCGACGGGACUCUGAUUACGAGAAUGGACGGAGAAGUUCAAAAGACAGUUAAUUGUGCUGUAUUUUGUACUCUAGGAAAUCCUUUUAGCUUGUUGGUCACUUGGCUGGUUGUGGAAUGAUUUGUUACUUCGUGCAACAAUCUGCAGCUGAUUUCCUCCACAGAAGUUCCAUUUUAUGUUGCUGUUGCAGCCAAAGUGAAAUAUCCUUUCAGUGGUUGUGAAGAUCUUUAUCGACAAGUUCUCUUCAAACCCAGAAGAACUGAAUAUUGGAACAACUUUAACAUUUUAAAUUUUUUAUUGUAAAUAUCUUUUUCAUAUUGAGCUGCUGUGCUGAGUUCAAGUGAUCAGUACAUGUUUUCAGUCGUGUAGUAACAUGCAAAACCAGUCUGCACCAUUGGUGAAAAGUUUAAAUUGGCAUGAAGGACUGAGGACCGAGAUCCGAACAGCAACUGAUUUUUUCCUCUUUUUUUUUUAAAUUGCUAAAAUAUUUUACAAACUUAUUUUUAAAAAAGUAUAUACAUUUUGGCUUGUAAUAUACAUUAGAGGUGAAGUGUGCCUUUGCACGGUGUUUAUGUACAGUUCCUAAUAAAGCUAAUCUUUUUUAU